UAUCAGGUGGAGCCUUUACCAACUGCGUUGACUGUAGCUCUUGAUUCAAGUCGCCGUGGUCGCUCAACUACGCUCGGAAGAUUCAAAGUUAUCGCGAUUCUCAUUCGCGAACAAUCCUUAGCCUGCGAAUUGUAACAUUCACGGCUCCGUUCAUGAUGCUUUUCUGGCGACUCGGUAAUCCAAAUCAAAUGACUUGAAGUUUACUUGGAUACAGGUCUGCGUCGGCAGAGGGACACAAUAAUCUCGCGGAAACGCCAGCAAGUCCAUAAGUGCAUGAAAACCAAAAGACUGUCGAGCUUCCGUGAUUUACUCUCUAUCUGCUUCCAUGUCUUUUCCACCUCUCUGGAGAUCCCAACUGAAUGCUUUGUACUCCAAUCCUGAGUCAAUGACCACUUCUUCCAAGUUGACUUCGAUGUCUUCGCCAGUUUCAGAACCUCUAAACAUCCCCACCGACAUCUUCUAUGAAAUACUUCUCCAAUCCGACGACCAGGAUACCGCUUUCUUUUGGCUCGACUGUCGUCGAGUCUCGCACAGCUUCCACAGUGCAGUCGAGCACGUCUUUGCAGUAAAGUACCUAAAUCAAACAUUCAUCCAUGCACAUUAUACUAGGGGGGAACAAACUGGAACUAGCUAUACAAAAUUCGAGUUCUCUCAUAUUGACCCCACAGAUUCGUCCCGCGUGAUAUACAAACACAGCAAACUCGAUGAACGCUACCGAGAGGAUACCUGCUAUUGUUUGAAUACAGUGCUCGAAGCUAGCAUUUCUCAGCUCGAAUGGCCAAAGAUCCUCAUUGAAGUCCAACAUCAUCUCAACGACACGAUGUUACCAGACCUCCGGUACAGCUUCGACCCUCAAUCGAGCCUAUUUGAGAUCAGUUUUAAUUGGAAAGGAAUGUUUAGCCAUUUUUUCCGAGAAGAGAGAGAGGUGGCGAGGAAGAUCAAUAUCGUAAAUUCCCUUGUCCAGGCUGAGCAGGGAGAUAAAUUGAAGUCCUCGGAAAUGUGGGUAUUGUUUUGGUCAAACAAGAUGACUGUCCGUAGAGCGAUCCGUGAGGAGAGGAUUAAGCGAUUCAUGACAGAGAGGAAAGUGAUGGGUAGUACUGAUCCUGGAAUCGACGGUGACGAAAGAUAGAAUACGCCUUACAAGCGC
Desarmillaria tabescens is the source of this 1147-nucleotide messenger RNA. RefSeq lists its product as uncharacterized. Lineage: Eukaryota; Fungi; Basidiomycota; Agaricomycetes; Agaricales; Physalacriaceae. The coding region runs from base 326 to 1129 and encodes 267 amino acids. The record is from RefSeq and is a predicted model, not a curated record. The transcript is spliced from 3 exons.